This is a messenger RNA of Monomorium pharaonis (pharaoh ant), 3418 nucleotides long. RefSeq names its product binder of USO1 and GRH1 protein 1. The transcript has 4 exons. Bases 133 to 885 code for a protein of 250 amino acids. Lineage: Eukaryota; Metazoa; Arthropoda; Insecta; Hymenoptera; Formicidae. The record is from RefSeq and is a predicted model, not a curated record.
ACGAGGUGUCACGUGACCCACGCUAACCGCCAUCUUUCCUUAUCGUAUAAACAGUGCGACCGGGCGCAGCGCGAAUUCUUGUCGUGGAAUCGUGGAUUUCCCAGUGUUUUUGAGUGAUUCGCACGCGGAGAGAUGUCCGACGCCAAGACGGAGACCAAGAGCGACAACAACGUCGAGGAUGCGUCCAAGGAACAGUCGACGGAGGAAAAACCGACUCCGACGAAAAACAAACGAAGCGGCACUAAGAGGCUCUCCACUCUCGAGAGGACCGCUCAGGAAGGCGAGGCAAUUAUAAAGGGCUUGAACAAAUCCGUCGGUGAGGUAGAAGGCAGGAGACGCACUCGCAGUUCAGCCAGAGGCCUAACUUCGACGACGCCAGUACCAUCGCCACCUAAGAAGGAAAAGAGAGAAACAUCGACGCGGGGUGGCGGUGGUCGCGGACGUGGACGCCCUAAGAGGCAGGAAAAGAACAAUGAGAACAACACGGACGAGGAAACGUCCAAUAACAAAAGCGAAAAGCACACGGAAGACGAAUCUACAAAGAUGGAAGUAGACGAGGAAAAGGAGGAGAAAGAGGUGAAAGAGAGCAAGGUGAUACAGAACGAGGACAAAAACGUCGAGGAUAUUGACAGUAAAGACAGUAAAGAUGCUGAGAAAGUAACCGAUGCCAAUUCCAAGGACGAGAAAGUGACAGAGGAGUCGGAGAACGUGAUGGAUGAAGCUAAGAGCACCGCUCCCAGUGAAGAAAAGAAGCAGGAGGAAGUAAAGGACAGCUCGGAUUCGAGUCAAGAUGCGACGGACACAGCAGCGGAAGCGCCGCCCUUUUCAUCAUCAGAGUCCCAAAAUCCCUCCAACACUGUUACUACCGAGGAAAACAAGGAAUAACCUCCCUUCGCCUGUUUUACCACUACUUUUAUGAGGUACCAAGGCGGCGCACAUAUUGGGGUCACACAAAUCCAGUCCCCCUCGUCUAUUUUAACUAAUUAACACCUUCUUGUCGAUCGUUGCUUCAACCAGCGCAUUAAAGUUUCUACUUUUAUUUUGUCAUCCUCAUAGACAACGCAGCUUUCCAAUAAAUAUAACAAAAUGUAGAGUCUGCUACGCUAAUACGAAUUAGCGUUAAAACAUUGACUCAUUUUCUUUCUUUCUUCUACGUUAUAUACUAUAUUUUCGUAGAAUAUUUUCAGAACGAUUAUAAUCUGGAAUAUUAUAAUAUUCUAAGAAGAUUAUGUAAUAAUCUAAGAAGAUUAUAAUCAUCAAGAUUUAAUAAUCUUGACUAUCGAUCGUUAAUUCUAAUCGUCGAUUUGAUCUUAAAAUUUCAACUAUUUAGACAGUUUUUAAAUAUCUUUUGAAUCUUAGUGCUAUUCUCUUCUGCAUUCACUACUAUUACUAUUAUCAUUAUCUUCGAGUAUCAAACUCUUGUAAGGCUCUGAUAGCCAGAUUGACUUUUGUUCAGUCCGAUUACAUAUAACUGUUCUUUUACUUAUGUUCUAUGUAGAAUAUUAUAUUUAUAUAUUUUAAAUUUUAUUGUUUUUUUGUGUCGAAUAAUAUAAAAAUCUUGUCAUUGCGCUGGUUAAUUAGCGAUAAGCAACGUGAGGUGUAGAGCAUACGUUGUUCAUGUACAAUGAUAAUAUUAUUGUAAAAUAUAUUUAAUAUGGACUUAUAUAGAUAAAAAGUUGUUUUCAAAUCAGAGCUGAUAUCCAGGUUCUAUAGUAUAAAUACCUACGAUUCAGAUCUGAUGUGGAAGUAGCUAAAGAUUAAUUCGUACAUAGCAAAUUACUGUAAUACCUUUAUCGUAUAUAAAUAGUGACUGAAUGAAGUGGAAUAUAUGAGAACUAUGGUGAAAUGAUUUCUCUUUUUCAUGGAUUAAGCGGAAAUAAAAUUUCUGAGAGACGCGUUGCAGCGUUAUCUAUGUUUUCCUCCCUUGCAUAAUCUACUAAUUUUUUAUUGAUCUUCUCUAAUCUUUACUUUCGCCAGUAAAUGGACUAACGUUUCAGCAGAUUGUACUUUCUAGAGCGAUUUCAAAGGAAUUGUUUAUUAUCAAGUUUUAUAUGUAUAUGUUGAUUAUCAAGUAAAAAUUUCUCACUGCUGUCUCAUUUGUUCGAAGUCGAUUUUUUCUUGCGAGAUCUUUUAACUUAUCCCUGUUUUUAUUAGUCCAAUAUUAAAUAUGUUAAUAUUAUUGUGUAUUUGAACUGUGUUGCGAAUGUACAGAUUAGAUUAUACAAUUGAUGCACUUAUAUCUAGAGAAAACCGCACACACUUGAGACACCAAUAAUACACGAGUCUAAAUAUUACGUCAUACUAUAUAAAUGUGUGCAAUGAAGAAAGGGAUUCUCGUAGAAAUACGAGAUCUUGCAAUGAAAAAUUAAUAGUAUGUACUACGCGAUGAAACUCGAAGAAUUUUCAAGCCUUUAAUACCAAAUAGGUUUGUUCUUAUACAUAAAGUAUAUAACAGCACGAGAAUAUAAAUAUUUCCUUGUAAGUUGCACUUCCGAAGGAUAUUUAUCGAAACUAACGUAACAUUACGAAGGAACAUAGGUCUUAUCAUUCCAUUUUUCUUUCUUCUUUGUUGUAUCAAUGACACGACAAGAUUCACAAGUAUAUGUUCAUCUGAGAUUUUCGAUUGUAAAUAGUGAAGAUCAAGUGUAAUAUACGUGUAAAUAAUUUAACAUUAAGCUUCGUGUAUCACACUGGACCUUUUCUCGAUUACCUUGUAAAAUCUCAGUUGUUAGAGUGCCUCUAGCGUUAGCACGUUGUAUGAUAAACGAGCAUAGAAUUCCGCCGAUUAAAAUCAAAACCAAGCUCUGUAAUAGCGCGUUUACGUAAACUUUACCGCUUUUAAGAUGUAUCGUAGAGAUAAUUUUCUUUUUCGUAUGUAUAUCUUACAUGGGGGAGAUUAUUGUACGGUUCGAUAUUAGAAUUUCUAUGAAAUAUAUAUGCAUAUGUAAGAGUGUUUAGUUUCGUUGACGAUUAAUUGCUAAAUCAUGUUUGUCAAUACCAUUUUUUUUUAUAUUUACGAUGUGUGCAAGUUUAUAAUCUAUAUGUAGAUUUUAUCUAUUCUACUAUACGCGAAUUCCAGUAAACAAAUCAACCAUUGUGAAAAUCGCUUCGAUUAAGAAAACCUAUAUAAACUGUGUGCUUCCUUUUGUACGAAUCGCAUAGUAAACGUUUUGAAGAUUGCAUUAAGCUCUCCUGAAAUGUCUUUUAGAAAUUUUAGAUAAUACGCAGAUUCGUGUCUAUGUAUGUCGAGGUCACAUCGAUUUAUUCAGUUACAAUCGUGGAGACACGCGAAUCCUCUAAUAUAGUCAUUAUGAUUUAUUAAAAUUCAAUUAUGUCAUUGAUCAUGGAUUAAGACUUCAAAAAAUUUAUUUUACUUAAAAUACAAAGCCAAAAAGGCUAAUAUUACAGUUUAAGCAAA